AUGUGCAAUUUUGCAAUUGUUGAAGAAAAAAUUUUUGAAAAACAUUGCUCCCGCUGGAAAAAACUAUUGGGAUGGAAGCAAGGAGACGAAGAAGAAAAAUGGGCUGAAAAGGCUGUUGAUUCAUUAAUAAAAAAGCUUAAGAAGCGGAAGGGUGGCAUAGAAGACUUGGAAAGAGCUUUAUGUUACCCAGGACAACCUAGUAAAUGUAUAACAAUACCCAGGAGCUUGGAUGGAAGGCUGCAGGUGUCACAUAGAAAAGGCUUACCACAUGUAAUCUACUGCAGAGUGUGGCGAUGGCCAGACUUACAAUCACAUCAUGAAUUAAAACCCCUAGAACUUUGUCAAUUUCCAUUUUCAGCAAAGCAAAAAGAAGUCUGUAUAAAUCCUUAUCAUUACAAAAGGGUUGAAAGCCCAGUCUUGCCGCCUGUUUUGGUGCCUCGCCAUUCCGAAUUUGCUCCAGGACACAGUCUUUUGCCUUUUCAACAACUUGCAGAACCUGCAAUGCCUCACAAUGUGUCAUAUUCUGCUGGAGGAUUUGCUGGUGGUCCUCAGAGUCCCAUGUCAAGUGUCGGUUCUGCUCCUAGUCCUGGAUGCAUGACUUCAAAUCCUCAGAGUCAUACACAACAUGAUCCCUCAACCCCUAAUGAUCCUUCUGCUAUGGAUACAUCCAUGCCUGAAGUUGCUCCAGUGUCAUACCAGGAACCUCUUUAUUGGGCCAGUAUUGCAUGUUAUGAAUUAAAUUGUAGAGUUGGAGAGUUUUUUCAUUGUCAGAGUCAUUCUGUAAUAGUUGACGGUUUCACAAAUCCAAGUAAUAAUUCCGACCGUUUUUGCCUGGGGCAAUUAAGCAAUGUUAAUAGAAAUUCAACAAUCGAAAAUACUAGAAGGCAUAUUGGAAAAGGUUAG
Molecule: messenger RNA, 903 nt
Organism: Pediculus humanus corporis (human body louse)
Lineage: Eukaryota; Metazoa; Arthropoda; Insecta; Psocodea; Pediculidae
Product: protein mothers against dpp, putative
Exons: 4
Coding region: 1-903 (300 amino acids)
Biological process (GO): BMP signaling pathway; regulation of transcription by RNA polymerase II; transforming growth factor beta receptor signaling pathway
Cellular component (GO): heteromeric SMAD protein complex
Molecular function (GO): RNA polymerase II cis-regulatory region sequence-specific DNA binding; DNA-binding transcription factor activity, RNA polymerase II-specific; I-SMAD binding
Source: RefSeq, a predicted model, not a curated record